CCAUUCACCAGCGCUGUGCAACUAGAGCCCUCUGCCUUUUUACUGCUUCUUACAACCAAGUGCGCUUAGCGGUACCCCAGCUGCCCGCCGCGCCGGUUUCCUGAACCGCCACGUUCUGUUAGCUUUAAGCUAAGAUGGAGCUCCUUAGCAUUAUGAUUCCCCUGCUCCAGUUCUCGCUGGCUGUGGCCGUCCUGGCGCAGUCCGCGAUGGCGGUGUCCGUCCUGGAGGGCGGCAUGCUCACUUUGGUGAUGGCGCUCUGCGUUUGCGCUGUGUCCUCGCAGUCAGAAUCCUCAUGCCCAGGGCACUUGGACACAGCGCAAACGCAGAGCGCCAUCACCAAAGUGAGCAUGCCGCCCUCCAGGACGGACACCGCCAUCGCGGACUGCGCCAGGACGGCCACAGCCAGCGAGAACUGGAGCAUGGGCAUCAGUAUGCUAAGGAGCUCCAUCGUAGCUCAAAGCAAACAGAACGUGGCUGUACAGGAAACCGGCGGGGCGGGCAGCUGGGGUACCGCUGAGCGCACUUGGUGUAAGAAACAGUAAAAAGGCAGAGGGCUCUAGUUGCACAGCGCGGGUGAAUGCGUGAUGGGUCACCGCGUGCCGAGUCCCUAUUUGAGCUCCGGGCUGCGGGGCGAUGGGGGGCACGUGAGGUCGCAGCAGGGGACCACUGAGCGCAUACCGGCAGCGAGUGAUGCGUGUGGAGACAUUGCCUUGGACAACGCGGAACAUGGGCGUGGGCGUUGCAGCCGUGGGCGUUGCAGCUGUCCGCAGCGCCCUGCGGGAGCGCUCGGGUGCUGCUGCUGGCUAGCUCGUGCAUUGGGGGUCUUGCCAGGGUCGUCCUAGGGCGGCGCGGCUUAGCCGGCCAACAUUCAACUGAGCCUGCAUCGUACUGUGGGUAUGGUGGCUGCGAUGCCGACCUUGCGCCGCGUUGUUGCUCUUCCCCGUGCUCAGGUCAAGUGCAAUACCUGCUGGCUCGGCAGCCGUGGGAGCGCUGCGGCGGCCCACAGGUGCGGGCGGAGCCGAUGGGCACACCCACGGGCUCUGGAGACCUGGCGGAGGCGAGGUGCAUCUGCAGGCGCUGCUGGAGGUGGGAGCGGUUGGGGGCGAUGUCCCACGCUUUGUGUGGGUGCGCUGCAUUUCGACUUUCCAUCUGGGUGGUUAUGUGGCUGGGAUGAGUGCGUAAGUACACCUUUCCUGGAUCGUCUCGACCCACAUGCCCGGUAUCGGCUGCAACCACCGGUGUGUGGGAAGGCGUCACCCGACCAAGUUAGACUUGCAUGUCAGUCCCUCAACUUGGAGUGCUGAUGUGCCGCGCAACAUUCUGACAUUGGCCGACUGACGAUGCCCAGUGUGUGAUGCGGUGUGCAGGAGGUGGGUGCGAGUGGACUCCUCAGCCACGUCUCGCAAGCAGCGCCGCCGCGACGGAGGGCCCGUCGCUAGCGCUCACGCUGAACCCGUGCCGCCCCCCGCCGGCAGCACCCCGACGGCUACACAGGUAGCCGCUCCACCGCAUUCAGGCGGUUCCACCAACACUCGCGGCGUGGGACUGGGUGUUCAAGAUGAGGUCUGUAGGCGGCGGCGUCGCGGGCGUGCGCGUGCGUGCGGUGCUGCUUCAGGCGAUGCGGCCUGGCACAGGUCCAGAAGGCGAAGGGGCCGCGGAGGAGUCGGAAGGUGAGCACUGCGCAGGCCAGACAGGAGGUAGAGAGGCGCGCAGGGCUAGACGUAGUAAGCGAGCCGCGUCAAAGCGCGUGCCGUCGCCAGCUGUGCAUGACUCCCUGACCCGGCUUCGCCUUGUCUCUGGCUGUGCACCGCACCCCUACCCCCGCGCACCCACCCUGAACCCACCCUGAACCCCGCUCCUGUCCCUUUCAGACCGCAUGGCCCAAGCGAACGACAGUACGGUAGUGCGGGUGGCCUGGCCUGGCUGCAUUGGCGCGGCAGGAGGCGUGAGGGCGGUACGGGUCAGGCUGACUGCCCACAGCAGCUGUGCGCGGUGGCAUGCAGCAGGGGGCAGGUAGGUGCCCGAGCGCUUGGUGUUGUGGCAAGCAGGUGAAUGCACAUUGAGCAGCGACUGGAAUGUCCGGUGCAGGCGCGGGCACGCAGAGGCUAGCAGAACAUGGAUGGCGGGCGGAGGCAUGCGCCGUGUGCGCAGCCAACCCGCAGCCGGGUACAUGGACGCACGUGUGGUAACAGCUGUGGUCGCCGUUUACACUCCUUGGUCCUACCCACAUGUGCACCGCAUUGCAGGGGACUCCUAUGCCGAGAAGCUCAGCGUUAGCUGUGCAGGAGCGGGCGUGCGGGAGAGGAACGGAGGCGCGCUGGGGACAGGGGGGUGGCACGGCGCAUCGGCUCGAGCUGGUGCAGGAGGUGGGUGCGGCGGUGGAGGGGGCGUGGUGGGGCCUGCGUGUGCGGCGGAGGCUUCGCGAUGUGGGCCACCGGCCUGUGCGAGCUAGCGGGAUGUGGGUAAGCGCCGCGCGGUUUGGGUACAGAAUGCUGAAUUACAGUUAGUUUGU
Messenger RNA from Chlamydomonas reinhardtii, 2512 nucleotides. RefSeq lists its product as uncharacterized. The transcript has a single exon. The record is from RefSeq and is a predicted model, not a curated record. NCBI's taxonomy places the organism in Eukaryota, Viridiplantae, Chlorophyta, Chlorophyceae, Chlamydomonadales, Chlamydomonadaceae. Bases 135 to 542 code for a protein of 135 amino acids.